This is a messenger RNA of Labeo rohita (rohu), 4071 nucleotides long. It is a transcript of the gene nt5c1aa, whose product is annotated as 5'-nucleotidase, cytosolic IAa. The record is from RefSeq and is a predicted model, not a curated record. Gene Ontology annotation, cellular component: cytosol; cytoplasm. NCBI's taxonomy places the organism in Eukaryota, Metazoa, Chordata, Actinopteri, Cypriniformes, Cyprinidae. Gene Ontology annotation, biological process: adenosine metabolic process; nucleotide metabolic process. The transcript is spliced from 7 exons. The coding region runs from base 220 to 1374 and encodes 384 amino acids. Gene Ontology annotation, molecular function: magnesium ion binding; nucleotide binding; 5'-nucleotidase activity.
UCACAGCAGCAGAUUGCAGGCAGAACGUCAGAGCAGAGAGGAUAUAGCCGCACAGAACCAAAGCCAGCACUAUCAUUAGACACUGAAUCAAGAGUAUAGCAUUGGAUACUGUUCUACCUAAAGCUGUGUGGAAGAGAGGUUGUGCAUGUGAACAAAGAGAACAGCACGGUGUGAUACAGCCCUGGAUAAGUGUGCCGUUAAUGAGAAGAGUGGGGGAGAAUGAGUCUUGACCCUGUUCAGGUCAUGAAGGGGCAAGACCCCAUGCCCAACACCUGCCCGUCAGCCUCAAACGGCGAUAGCAAAGCAUCCUGGGAUGACAGCAAGGAUAUCCAUGACAAUGUGGGUUCUGCAAAGAAGCCCAAAUCAGGACCUCUGAGACGGGCCAGGAAGGUGGAGGGAGGCAUUUUCUUUCCCAAACCAGAGAAUGCAGUCACCAUUGCUGUGUCGUCGCGUGUUUUGUUCCGCACAGAGAAAGAGCAGAAGGUGUUUGAGCAGAAAGGAAUUGAGGAGUACCUCAGGUAUCAGGUGGAGCACGAAAAUGAGCCCUUUGCUCCUGGCCCAGCAUUCGCAUUUGUUAAGGCACUGGAGACCGUAAACAGCCGGUUACGGGAGCUCUAUCCAGACAGCGAGGAGCUUUUUGAUAUUGUGCUGGUAACCUAUAACCAUGCUCAUGUAGGCGUCAGACUCAUCAACACCAUCAACUACCACAAUCUAUUCAUUGAGCGGUUCUGCAUGACAGGAGGUAGCAGCCCCAUUGGGUACCUGAAAGCGUGGCAUACAAACUUGUAUUUGUCUGCCGAUGCUGAAAAGGUUCAGGAAGCCCUCGCUGAAGGGAUUGCAGCAGCCACCAUGUUUAUGCCAGAAAAACAAAUCGAGGUGUCCGAGACCCAGCUGAGAGUGGCAUUCGAUGGCGACGCUGUACUUUUCUCUGAUGAAUCUGAGCGCAUUUUUAAGGCCCACGGCCUGGACAAGUUCUUCGAGCAUGAGAGGGAAAAUGAAAACAGAUUGCUAGAUCAUGGGCCACUGAAAGGUUUCCUGGAAGUGCUCGGGAAGCUUCAGAAGAAAUUCUACGCUAAAGGCCACCGUCUGGACUGUCCCAUUCGCACCUACCUCGUGACAGCCCGCAGUGCAGCCAGCUCAGGCAUCCGUGCCUUAAAGACUCUCCGUGCCUGGGGACUAGAGACAGACGAGGCUCUUUUCCUGGCCGGGGCACCAAAAGGCCCCAUGCUGGAGAAAAUCCGGCCCCACAUCUACUUUGAUGACCAGAUGUUUCACGUGGAGGGUGCUGUAGAGAUGGGUGCCAUUGCUGCCCAUGUGCCCUAUGGGAUUGCACAGAAAUACCCUCAUAAAAAAAGCACCAAUGCAGGAAAAUAAACAAAAGACACAUUAUGUUCUUAUUUUGGAAGCGACGUUCAAGUUGCAGACAUCUUUAUUUUGUAAACUCGGUUGUGCACUCAUUGGAUCAGGACCUCAGUAUUCUCUUGGCCUUUUUCUGUGACCUAUGCAAGGACACACACAACAUUUAACCAGCUAAAGAUUCAACCCAGUGUUGUUCUUCUUCACUGCCUCACUAUCAGUAAUUCUGUACAUGACUAUGCAUUAUGAUCAAAAUUUGACCAGUAUGCCGCUGCUGAAGCACUGCAAUGAAUGGUCAUUUUCAUCUAAGCAUAUGUUUCUCAGCAAUAGUUUGUCGAAAUAUACAUGACAUCAACUUACUGUUAAAAUGGAAUGUGUGCUGCUAUUCCUAUAUGUAAAGUGAAUAUGUAAAGUGACAAAGGAAAAGGAGUGAAUCUGAAAUGGUGUUUACACAGUGUGUGUUUUGAACCACACCUACCAGUCAAAAGUUUUUGAACAGUAAGAUUUUUCAUGUUUUUCAAAGAAGUCUCUUCUGCUCACCAAGCCUGCAUUUCUUUGAUCCAAAGUACAGCAAAAACAGUAACAUUUUGAAAUAUUUUUACUAUUUAAAAUAACUGUUUUCUAUUUGAAUAUAUUUUAAAUUUUAAUUUAUUCCUGUAAAUUCAGAGCUGUAUUUUUAGCAUUAUUACUCCAGUCACGUGAUCCUUCAGAAAUAAUUCUAAUAUUCUGAUUUGAUAUAUAUAUAUAUAUAUAUAUAUAUAUAUAAGCUCUAUGCUUUUGAAUGGUAUAUAUAUAAAGCUUUUUAUUUCAGAUAAAUUCUGAUCCUUGGAUCUUUCUAUUCAUCAGACUGUUUUAAAUAUUGAUAAUAAUAAUAAUAUAUAUUUCUUUAACAGCAAAUCAGCAUAUUAAAAUGAUGGCGUAAUGAUGCAGAAAAUGUAGUUUUGAUCACAGGUAUAAAUUAUAUUUUAAAAUAUAUUCAAAUAGAAAACAGUUAUUUUAAAUAGUAAAAAUAUUUCAAAAUUUUACUGUUUUUGCCAUACCUUGGAUCAAAUAAAUGCAGGCUUGGUGAGCAGAAGAGACUUUUUUUUAAAAAAAACUGUUCAAAAACUUUUGACUAGUGUAAUUCAGCAAUGUACUGUGAUGGUGUUCUUGUUUAUUACUGUAGAUGGUGUUGUGUGAGCAAAAGUACAGUAUUCUUUUAUGUAAUCUAAUGUAUGUGGUCGUAUAUAAUGAAUGGAGUGUUAGUUUGUAAUGUAAUAUUUAAUACUGAAGAGAAGCCAUAAUAUUUUACAUAUGAUAUGAAGAUGAAAUAUUCAGAAUCUAUAGAAAGCCAAAAGUAGUGAAUGAUAUAUUUCAUUUUUACAGUGAUAACUGUACUUUUUUGAUUUUAUUAUCUGCAUUCAAUAUACAUUAUUAUUUAAAAGUUUGGGAUUAAUAAUAUUUUUUGGAAGGAAAAUUAAUAAUUUUAUUCAACAAGGAUGCAUUAAAUCAAUCUAAAGUGACAGUAAAUACAUUUAAAAAUCCUGAAAAAUAAGUAUCACAGUUUCCAAAAAAAAAAUUAAGGCAGCACAACUGUUUUCAAUAUUGAUUAUAAUAAGAAUCGUUUCUUGAGCAGCAAAUCAUUAUAUAAGAAUGAUCUCUGAAGGAUCAUGUGACACUGAAGACUUAAGUAAUGACUAAAGCUGCUGAAAAUUCAGCUUUAAAUUUCGCAAUAUUAGUGUUUUAAUGUAUUUUGAUCAAAUAAAUGCAGCCUUGAUUGAGUAUAAUGAGAGACUUCUUUCAAAAACAUUAAAAUAUUGUAUCAACUCCGAACUUUUGAAUAGUGGUGUUUAAAUAUACACACACAAAUUUGACAUGGGUGGUUAUAUUAUGUUAUUUAUAGGAAGGAAAGUUAAGGUAUGUGAAAGAAAGUGUGAAGGAAUAGAAGUGGUCACAUAUGUCUACAGAUGUCAUCCAAAGAAAGAAAAUCCCCUUGCUAGUUAAUUUGUAGAAACAAAAGUUAAACUGUGCACUAUUUCUACUGGGCUUUAUUACCUGCCAGAUACAUUUGUAAUGUAGUUAAUAUCCUUUCUUGUUUACACAUAAUCCUUGGCUUGGCAACUAGCACACAAAUAAAAGUGAUCAUCAUUAUGGUUUAAUCCAGAAUUGGCAACUGUCCAUUUGUGCUUUAGUAAUAAUUUCCUGCUUCUUAUUUACUGGUUUAUUCACGUUUCUUGUGCCUUGUCUUCCCGUGCUGUUAAGUAAUGUUUUGCAGCAUCUGUCCUAUAUAAACAUUAUUGGAACAAAUUGUGUUGACGUCAGUAUUUAGUCUGCCUCUUUAAAUUAAUCCACCUCUCAUUGUUAAAUCUACACGAAAUGUGUCUAGUUGCCUCCUCCAUAACUGUCUGCUCAUUUACAGAUCUGUCACUGUGCAGUUAUGGAUAAUAUGGAUUGAGAAUGUCAAUAUUAUGUAGGACAAAACAUAUAUAAUGCUAUACAAUUUCAAAAGAGGUCUAUGUAAGUGAUCUGAGGUAUAUUCAGGUAAAUUGGGUCACCUUUUAAAAUUAUGAUAACUGUUCACUCUAUUUGUAGUCACGAUCUGUCAAACAAUAUCUUACAGCCAUUUUCGGAUUCUAAGAAAAUUGCUUAACAACUUUUAAUGUCAUGGAUACAACGAUGUAGUCAAAGACAUUUCCAAUACCGAAUAAACUUUCUAUUCAUUAAACUGUACAAUAC